Molecule: messenger RNA, 3207 nt
Organism: Parnassius apollo (apollo)
Lineage: Eukaryota; Metazoa; Arthropoda; Insecta; Lepidoptera; Papilionidae
Source: the annotation of a GenBank genome assembly
AUGAAGAUAACUUUUUCCUUCCUGUCCUGCGUAUUAACCUAUUCGGGAACAAAGGCUCCAGAAAUAUUCAAGGCAUUUCAUAAUGUUUUAUUUGAUGCUGAAGGAAAACCAACGCCAGAGCUACAGCAUAUAUUAGAUAGCAGGAUAAAUUUAUCUUCUCUGUCUACUAUUAUUAGUAAAGCAGGAGCAAAGGUUCCAGAGGCAUUCAAGAAAUUGCAUGAUAUUUUGUUUGAUGCUGAAGGAAACCUAACACCAGAGUUACAGCAUGCAUUUGAUAGCGGGAUAAGAAUUACCAGCAUAUUCCGUGUUCUAGUUCAAUCAGGAAUAAAUCAUGCAAGAGUAUUCAAGGCAUUUCAUGAUGUUUUGUUUAAUGAUACAGGAAAACCAACACCAGAGCUACAGCAUAUAUUAAAUAGUAAGAUAAGUUUCAGCAGCAUAUCCAGCGCGCUAUCGGGGUCAGGAGUAAGGAUCGCAGAAGCAUUUAAGAAAUUCCAUGAUGUUCUGUUUAAUGAUAGAGGUAAACCAACACUAGAGCUACAGCGUAUAUUGGAUAGCAAGAUCAGUUCUCGCGCACUGUUAAAUGUUUUAGCCAAGGCGGGAGCAAAUGCCGCACAGGCAUUUAAGAAAUUGCAUGAUGUUUUAUUUCAUGCUGAGGGCAUACCAACACCAGAGCUACAGCAUAUACUAAAUAGUGAGCUAACUCUGGCUAAUUUUUUCAGUAUUGUAGCUAAUGCAGGAACAAAUGCCGCAGAGGCGUUUAAGACCAAUAUUUCUUCUUCUAGUAAUAUAUUGUUGGUAUUAAGUAAAAUAUCAAGAUCGGUGGGAGAGAAAGCAGAAGCAAAUUUCUUAGUAAGGGCUAUUGGUAAGGUGCUAGAUAAGCUGCAGUAUAUUCAUCAAUGUUCAGAUCAGGAUUUACCAUCAGAAAUAUCUUCUACCAUUGGAAGAGAUGGUCUUGUGGAAGCCUCGAAAAGCCGUUAUCUAGUCACCGAUAAUAUACUGAUUGAUAAAGAUCAAUCAGAGAAAUAUACUUUGACGCAAUUUAAGGAAAAACUUAAGAAAGAAGGAAAAGUCAAGUACGAGGAGGGUAUUGAAAAUUAUGUUCGGUAUAAUCACGGUGCGCCUGACUUCAAUUAUGAAUUUAAUAUAGAGAAAAAUCAUUCUAAGAUUAUGAUUGCAAAGGUUGCCUACUUAGUAGACAGAACGGUUUACGGGGUAUUUUUAGCAACUAACGAAAGUAUAGCACCUAAAACUUUCCUAGGGACCUACGUAGGAACAGGGAUGGAAGAUAACAAGGAAAUGAACCAGCAUGUUCUGGAGCACGAUUCAACAGUAUCAAUUGUUUCAGAAAAAGGACGCAACUGGGCAAGUUACAUGAAUCAUGUAUCAACAGGCAACUCCAAUGUUAGGUAUAAUUACGAGUCACCUGCGCAACGUUAUAAUAGAGCAAAAGAUUUUUAUUAUGAUUAUGUUAUUGAUCUUGACAAGGAGAUUACUAGAGAUUUAGGAUAUCGUGGGUCAAAGCAUUUUGUGGUAACUAAAUUAUUUAAACAAAUAUAUGACAAACAUAAUUCUCAAGAAGAAUAUGCUUCAAGCAGAGCAGUACUAUCGUUAGAAGGAUUAGAUGUUCCAAUCUAUGUAGUAACUUUCAGGGAUAAGAAAUGGAGUUUUGAUAGAUAUGAUAGGCAACAACAGAUAACUCUCUUAAUGUUCGCAUGUUAUUUAGGACAGGAAGAUACCAUAAAACUGUUAUUAGAAAAAAAAGAUGAUGUUACCCACGAGCAGCUUCUGUACUGCGUUCCAACUGAUGGUCACCGUUUAUCAUGUAUAAAGAGACCAAAGCCUGGGAACAUCAAUGGCGAAUUUGGUGUGAUCAUUCCACGUAAAACUGUUAUGGAGCUGUUAAAAAUAUUGGAUGAAUGUAAUGAAAUUAAUGUAAAACUCUCAGACAUAAAAAUCAAGUUUACAUGCGGUGAAUAUAUUCUAAUAUCAAAAUUAAUAGAUGGGACUUUUCCAAAUUAUAAACCAGUUAUUCCAGCAUCUCAAGAUAAGCAUAUGAUUACUGAAAGUAAAAAACUUUCAGAUGUUAUAGAUCGAGUUUCCGUUAUUGUAUCUGAUAAAGUAAAAUCCAUUAAAUUCUCACUACAAGAAAAGCUGCUGACUCUGCAUUCAAACUCUCAAGAGUGCAAUGAUGCAACUGAAUCCAUAGAAGUGGACUACAAUGAAGCCCCAAUAGAAAUAGGGUUUAACUCGCGUUAUUUACUUGAUGUUCUAUCCUGCAUAAAAAAUAAAUAUAAGUUUAGCUUAGCCGAUGAAGAAAGAAAUAAUGAUAAGCAAAAAGCAUUAGAUAACGCAAUAAGCCAGAUUGAAAAAGCAUUUGAUAAAGGUGCAAUAAUGAAGUUGAAGCAAAACCCUGUAGAGAAAAUAGACACAAUAUCCACAGGAUCAAUUGCGCUUGAUUCGGCUCUAGGUGUUGUAGGUUUGCCAAAGGGACGUAUAAUUGAAAUAUUUGGUCCCGAGAGUUCUGACACUGGGGAACAAGCAUUACACAUUGUUGAGUACUUAGUGUGUUCUGGUGCGGUUGAUGUGAUAGUUAUUGACUCUGUUGCAGCGUUAACUCCAAGAGCUGAAAUUGAAGGUGAUAUGGGUGAUCAACAUAUGGGGCUGCAAGCAAGGCUCGGGCUACGAAAGCUAACCUCUGUCGUUUCGAAAGUGAACUGUAUAUUGAUAUUUAUUAAUCAAAUUCGUAUGAAAAUAGGAGUAGUGUAUGGAAAUCCCGAAACUACCACGGGUGGAAAUGCAUUAAAAUUCUAUACUUCUGUAAGGCUUGACAUAAGAAAAGUCGGUGUAAUAAAAGAGAAAGAAAACAUUAUAGGCAAUGAAACAAGAGUUAAAGUUGUAAAAAAUAAAGUUGCUCCUCCAUUUAGAGAAGCGAAAUUUGAUAUAAUGUACAAUGAAGGUAUAUCAAAACUCGGAGAAAUAAUAGAUAUGGGAGCAAAGCUUGGUGUGCUUGAAAAAGCAGGUGCUUACUAUUCAUAUAACAAUACACGUCUUGGGCAAGGAAGAGAGAAUGUAAAAACUUACCUAAAAACAAACAAAGAAGUCGCAAAUGAAAUAGAAAUGAAAAUCAGAGAUUUACUCAGAAAUCAUGGUAAUUCUAUUAUAAUAGACGAGGAUAGUGAGCAACUUUUAGAAGAAUCAGUGUUCUGA